AUGGUCGCGCAAUACGGGUCCGGGCCCGGCGCUGCUGCUGCCGGCCUUGGUGUUGGUUCACUGGGAGUCGGCGGCGGCGACCGGGAUGUGUCGACUCUGGCGAUACGGGGAACAUCCUCGGUCGUAGGCGGCGCUGGUGGCACCGGCGUACGGGCGAACCACCGGGAUAGCUACAGCCACCACGGUCACGGCCACGGUCACGGUCACCACAGCAGUAGCAACAACAACUUCAACUCGUCGCAAUCAUACGUCUCAUCACGAACCCGACGAUAUAACCGAUCACACGCCGGUGGCGCGUCGUUCGUACCGCAAAACGAGUUUCCCAUCUUCAGCCAUAGCGGCGAUGUCGAGAUCGUCGUGCGCGUCCCCUGCGGACUCGAGAACCGAUACCUACUACAUCGACAUAUUUUGACGAGGUGUUCGGGCUUCUUCGAGGCCAGCACCAGCCAGGAAUGGUCACGAGCCACAACUGUUUUAGGAGGAGGAGUACCAGAGUUACCCGCGCCGGGCAGCGCAUCGAAGAGUGGGAGCGGGAAUGUGGCAGAAACAGGAACAAUAGCAAGGACAACACAGGACUCAGCACCGACGAAACGAUGGCGAUACGAACUCGACACCGGCACCGACGACAAUGACAUUCCCAUGCUCGUACAGAAAGAGGAAUCCUCACCACCACCAAUACCUACAUCUUUGGGGCCACCACCAACACACUCGUCCAUCUUCGGCAAUGGGACCUCCUCGUCAGGCCGACACAGAAGUAACAGCCAAAAAUCUACCCAUCAAUCCAACUCCUUCUUUCGCUCCGUCGCCAACCUCAGCCUCUCACACUCCUCGUCUCGCAACCAUCACAAUGCUCCGCCACCAGCAAGGGAAGAACCCUCACAAGCAGACCUCGACCUCCUCCGCGACUACGACAACCUCUUCCGCAUUAUGUACAACUACCCUCCAACAAUCGACCCCAUUUCUUUGCCCGACGCCUACGUGCAAUGCAAAUCUCUCCUACAGCUAGCAGACCAAUACGAUGCCCUAGCAGUCGUCGGGCCGCGCGUGGAUCACCACCUCCUACAAUUCCAAUCACGGCUAUGGCGACAAAUAGCCAAAUACCCCAUCUCCUACCUUCGCCUUGGGUAUCUAGCAAGAAGCAAAGUCAUCUUCCAAGAAGCUUUGAUUCACGUUGUCGGACAAUGGCCCGCGGGCGAACGGUCAAUAAGAGCAGCGAUGCCAGAGUCAGUAGUGGACAUAAUCGAAGAUAAAGUCGACGAACUAGAAGAGGUUGUGUCACGGGUGGAAGCUCGCCUCUUCCGGUUGGGUCUAACAGGACGCGGAGGCGAGCGCGUCGGACCAGGGAACGGAUACGUUGACUGGCUAGCUGUGUCUUUUUUCCGGGAGUGGCUCGCGGAAAAUACUUCCCCGCCAAGUUCGGCGGAGUAUACAUCCAGCAAACACCCGCCUCAAAUCCCGGAACGGACGAGGGGUGGACAUCGAAGCGGUAACAGCAAUAACGUCCCGGGGAGUAGGAAUCGACAUAAUAGCUCCUCUUCUGGAUCAGCGUCAGGGUCAAAUACUCACUCUGCCUCUGCUUCCGCCCGCGACCGCGACCCGUAUGCUGCGAAUGCACCAACCAAUACCCCCGCGCAUUUAUCUACCACACCCCUCGCUACGCUUGGUCGCACAUUUCGUCUGUUGGGGGGCUCACCAAAGGAAUACCUUACCCACGACGACUGCAAGCGGUUUUUGAAGCUCUCACCGGAGUUAUACAACAGGGAUAACCUCAGGCGAUUCGAGAAGAGGAUUGAAGAGCUGAAAGCCAUGGCGAGGGAGGUGGUUAGGCCGCUGAUGGGUAGUGGAUUGGAAUUGGAGAUUUCUGGAGGGGGAAGUGCACAUCCGACUGCUAAAGAGAGUAGUGGUGGUGCAAAUGGUGGGGCGAGCGGUGGUGGUGGUGCAGGGAGUGGCAGUGUGUUGGGGUAUUUGACUUGUACGACGGUUUAUGAUCGGGAUUUACCUUGGAUGAGCUAUGAUCAGGUGUGA
This is a messenger RNA of Sordaria macrospora k-hell, 2025 nucleotides long. RefSeq lists its product as uncharacterized. The record is from RefSeq and is a predicted model, not a curated record. Lineage: Eukaryota; Fungi; Ascomycota; Sordariomycetes; Sordariales; Sordariaceae.